Manis javanica (Malayan pangolin) is the source of this 1078-nucleotide messenger RNA. Its product is annotated as carbonyl reductase [NADPH] 1-like. The record is from RefSeq and is a predicted model, not a curated record. Lineage: Eukaryota; Metazoa; Chordata; Mammalia; Pholidota; Manidae. Gene Ontology annotation, molecular function: carbonyl reductase (NADPH) activity.
AUUAUAGCACUGCCUCCUGGAAGCCAUUAUUGAGCAGGUUCUCUGGACUGCGGCCGGGCCUCUGCAGCAGUGUCCCCUCUACCUCUUCAGCUCACAGGCCUGUCUGCUGUCCAGACGAGCACCCUGCCCAACACACACACCCAACCAUGUCAUCCUGCAACCGUGUGGCGCUGGUCACUGGAGCCAACAGGGGCAUUGGCUUGGCCAUCAUGCACCGCCUGUGCCAGCAGUUCUCGGGGGACGUGGUGCUCACGGCACGGGAUGCAAUGCAGGGCCAGGCAGCCAUGCAGCAGCUGCAGGUCAAGGGCCUGAGCCCGCGCUUCCACCUGCUGGACAUCUGUGACCAGCAGAGCAUCCGGGCCCUGCGGGACUUCCUGCUCAAGGAGUACGGGGGCCUCGACGUGCUGGUCAACAACGCGGGCAUCGCCUUCAAGACUCAUGAUCCCACACCCUUACCUAUUCAAGCAGAAGUGACGAUGAAAACCAACUUUUUUGGUACCCAAGAUGUCUGCAUGGAGCUGCUGCCUCUAGUGAGACCUCAAGGCAGAGUGGUGAAUCUAUCUGGCCUAUUGAGCUUGGUAGCUCUUAAAAGCUGCAGCCCAGAACUGCAGCAGAAGUUUACAAGUGAGACCAUCACAGAGGAGGAGCUGGUGAGGCUCAUGAAUAAGUUCGUGGAAGACACAAAGAAUGGAGUGCACUUGAAGGAGGGCUGGCCACAUCUGAGCUUUACCUCCUAUGCAGUGACAAAGCUCGGCAUCACUGUCCUGUCCAGAAUCCAGGCCCGGAAACUGAGUGAGCAGAGGACAGGGGACAAGAUACUCCUGAAUUCCUGCUGCCCCGGAUGGGUGAGAACCAACCUGGGGGGACCCAAGGCCUUGAAAAGCCCAGAAGAAGGAGCAGAGACCCCCGUGUACUUGGCCCUUUUACCCUCAGAUGCUGAUGGGCCUCACGGACAGUUUGUCAUGGAGAAGAAAGUUGAGCAAUGGGAACCCAGCUCCGAGCUCCCUCCGUGGCUCCAAUUAUGUGAACUGCCUUGAUUUGGUCAAAAGCACAUGUACAAUGUCAAAAAUAGCCCUAU